This is a messenger RNA of Bactrocera neohumeralis, 1558 nucleotides long. RefSeq names its product radial spoke head protein 9 homolog (gene Rsph9). Gene Ontology annotation, cellular component: axoneme. Lineage: Eukaryota; Metazoa; Arthropoda; Insecta; Diptera; Tephritidae. The coding region runs from base 529 to 1374 and encodes 281 amino acids. Gene Ontology annotation, biological process: cilium movement involved in cell motility; motile cilium assembly; axoneme assembly. The transcript has 2 exons. The record is from RefSeq and is a predicted model, not a curated record.
UUUAGAGAGGAUAUCAUGAUGAUUUGAUUUCAAUGACAACCAAUUUGAACCUUAUCAAGAUGGGAUUAAAUAACCGCUACAACAACAACCACAAAACAUCAAUUAUACUCUAUAUUUAACGUUCCGUUUCUAUCCUAACUUCUUGGUUAAGAUAGAUAGAUAAGGUGGUUAUUCGGAUGGAUCCAAGGGUCUUAAACCGGAAUUUGUCUCUCGGGAGGUUGAUUAAAUUUUUAUACCUAAUGAGGUUGUAAUCACCCAAAACCACAAAAAACAUAGAAAAAGUAUUCUACUAUUCCUACGGAUUAAGUCGAUUAAGUGGAAAAAUCGAAAAUAUGCUUAGUCUAAAAUCUCAGCUAGCUUAAGUUAAUCUUUAGCAUUUUGAUGAAGAAAUCGGUUCUUUACCACUUUAUUUAAAAUCACUUUAUGCAAACAUUUAUCUAAAUAUAUCUAGUAAACAUUAUUUUUCCAGUCAAUAUGUAUAAUUUAGAAAGGCUUAAUAUUUUUUAAUGUUUUUUUUUCAGAGUAAAAAUGAAUAUUGAAUAUUUCAUUGAAGGCCUUGAAUGUCUAAUGUACUGCGGACAAAAAAUAACACCUGAGCAAAAGGUUUUAAUCGAAAAUUCGCUUAUUGUACUGCAGAAUGAAAAUCGAUUCACAGGCAUGUACUUUUGGGGUCGCAUUAAUGCAAUAACUAGAGACUAUUACAUAGCUUUCGGCUAUACCCAGGAUUGCUUAAAAGACCGAAAAUUCUUUUACACGCUUGAUGGAUAUCAAUGGAUGAUGUUGCCUUUUGUGCAUAGUCCGAAAAUUUUUCAAGCUACUAUUUUAUGUCGCGAACCUUUUUUAGGAGAUCCGAUUCUUGUAACAACAGUAGAAUUGGAUCCUACAUUUGAAAUCGAUGCUAACCAAAUAAUCUCUGCGAAUUUACCAGAGAAAGUUAAGCUAAAGGAAGAAGAGCGUUUGGCUGCCAUAGUAUUUAUUAUUACAGAGGAAUGUGCAGUUUGCCCACGUGGAGCCCUUUAUAAGCUUACGGAUGGACGUGUUAUACCCAACCAGAUGUUUCGUGGCCUCAACGAUCUGCAAGUUGAAAAUAUUUCGAACUACCAAAUACUUCGAUUACCACGAAACGAUUUAAAGCACAAUUUGCUGAAGCGCAGUGAUUACAACUACGCCAUUGAUUUCUUAGACUGUAUAGCCGAUGUAAUACCGCUUCGUCAAGCAUUCUCUUUGAACUUAAUGAGAAAUGAACGCUUAAUAAUUAUAAAGUCUUGUCUAUGGCCAGGCAUGACAUUUUUUCAUAAGUUAAACUCGCGUAAACAUGGUUUUCUUUAUUUUGGAGACGGCAAGAAAAAUUAUGAUCUACUCUUUAUGUACUAACAAUCUCUAAUUUCUUGUAGCUUUAGUUUUAAAAAUAAAAUAAUGGAUUUACCUACAUUAACUAUAUUUGUAAUGGCUUUGUUUUGUUUUGAAAAUGCAACGAAAUCACCUUAUUUGUUUUGUUUUACGGGAAAACAAUAAAAUAAUUUAUGGUGUAAGAUUAAUGAUGAUACAGAAUGCUAUG